AUGCAAUGGAAAACAGAAAACCGAGGCAUAAUUUUCUCUACCUGUUUUAACUUCCUUAUUUCUUUCUUCUCUUCCUUCACUCUUGUCUUCCGUCCUGAACUUCCCCUCUCUUCUCACCACUCCUUUCUUCUUCAUUGCUGCCAUUGCUUCCUUCGUCAAUUUUUACUACCUUUCCUACUGCUUCCGACCUUCUUGAUAUAUAUAUUUUGCAUCUAUGUUUUACUCUGCUUACUUUUCAUUCUUUCUUACUUUCUUCCUCGUCUUUUCUUCAACCUGCCCUCUUUUCACUCUUUCCUUUACUUACUUUAUUACUGCCCUUUCCUCCAAUGUUUCUGUGUUUUCCUUCCGUUCUCAUCAUUUUCCUUCUUUGCUUUUUUGAUACUUUGUUUCAUAUAUUUUUUCCUUCAUUCCGCCAUUCUGUUUUUUAUUUUUAUUUUGUUACUUACUAAAUUACUUGCUUGCUUUCUAUCGGUUUGUUUUUCUUCUUUUUUGGCUUACUUUUCUUUCUUUCUUUCUUUCUUUCUUUCCUUCUUUCUUUCUUACAGUGCUUGCUUUCUUUCUCCCUUCCUUCUUUUCUCUUUUUUUCUUUUUAUAUCAUCUUCCAUCGAUUUCGUACGUUCAUUUUGGCGCUAUUUCACCUUCCAUUCUUUCUUUCAGUAUUUCCGUUCUUCGUUCCCCUUCCUUAUUCUUACAUUUUAUUUUAUUAUCUUUCUUUCUUUCCUUGCUUUUACGCAUUGUUUCUUGCGUUUUCCUAUUUUCUCUUUGUUUUUCAUUCUUCUUUCUUUCCUUGUCUUUCAUUGCUUCGCUUUCAUUCCUCCCUUCCUUCUCAUUAUAUCUUGUUUCUUGUGUUUUCUUCUUUUUCCCUCUUUCUCUCUCUUCCUUUCGUAUCACCUUUUUUCCUUCCAUUCGUUCAGUUUCUCUUUGCUUUUUUUCCUCUUUCCUUCUUUUUGUAUUACUCUUCUCUUUUCUCUUCACAUUUGGCUUCUUAUGCUUUCUUUAUUUACUAAUUGCAUUUUCUUCUUCAAUGCCCAUUUUGAUUUCCUGACAGCCCCACCUUUCUUCCUUCUUUUCUCCUUUCCUUUACUUUUCCUUUCUACCUCGGAACCUUUACUCUUUCUUUCUUUCUUUUUUCUUUUUUUUUUUUUUUUUUUUCUUCCUUCCUCCUCUUCUUUCUUCCUCUUCUUUUUCAUCCUCUUUUUAGUUUUCUCCUUCUUUUUCUUCAUUUUCUUUAUUUUCUGUUAUCAUUUAACCUAUUUUUACUCUCCACUUCCACACGUCAUUCUUGCUUUAAUUUUACUGGUUAUUCCCGUUGAAUUAAUCUUUCUUUCUUUCUCUCUUUCUUUCUUUAUUUUUUCUUUCUUUCUUUCUUUCUUUCUUUCUUUCUUUCUUUCUUUCUUUCUUUCAUUCAUUCAUUCAUUUUUUUCUUACUUUCUAAAAUUCUUUCUUUCUUUCCAACAGCGCUUUCUUUCUUUCUUUCUCUCCUGUCCUUUUCUUUCUCUUAAUGUUUCAUUCCUUUUUUUAUUCACUGUUUAUUUUUAA
Molecule: messenger RNA, 1539 nt
Organism: Acanthosepion pharaonis
Lineage: Eukaryota; Metazoa; Mollusca; Cephalopoda; Sepiida; Sepiidae
Source: the annotation of a GenBank genome assembly